Molecule: messenger RNA, 696 nt
Organism: Cylicostephanus goldi
Lineage: Eukaryota; Metazoa; Nematoda; Chromadorea; Rhabditida; Strongylidae
Source: the annotation of a GenBank genome assembly
AUGAUAACGGAGACAUUUAGACAAGGAACUCAAGACACUACACAGGAAGCAACGGAAAAUUCUGAAGAAGGAAGUCCGUCAGUGCUACUACUCAGGGGAAAAAUUCAUAUCGGUAACUUGUCAAACCCGUCUUUGGACAAUGAAAAUACGAAGAAGACAGUGGUGGCUACAGGCAGCGACGUGAACGAACUAAAACGGCAGGCUUUUUCAUUUGCGCCAUUGCCAUCGCCUAUCUCGGAUAAUCAACCUCCAGUCAAAAGACCACCAAUUGCAGUCGCUAAUGCAACGUUAUCAAAGGACAAGUAUUUGUCGUCAAGUCCAAACUCUAGCUUGAACGUGCAAUCUUCAAUUCACUCAACUACCGCGAAAGCACAGGCAAAGCCUGCUGUCCUGCACUCAAAAAGGCUUUAUUUCCUUAGCAGCACCGACAUCAUCGAUGAUCCGUUUACGAAGAUCACUGCACAAUCUGAUGUUUUUGCAACAAGACCAAACCUAAACCUGAACGUAUGCGCUUUAAAGAAUGAAGGCAAAACGAUGCACAAAGCCUGGGAGGAGUUUCUGGAACUCAAAGAAGACGUCAGACGACAGCAGCAAGAUAGACUCGAUGCAAAAAAUGGACCGGUACUUCGAAACCUUCAAAGCUUGGAACAUGAAGAAUGGAACCGACGCCGUUCGACAAGAGAUCCAAGAAAAUAA